Messenger RNA from Magallana angulata, 2376 nucleotides. RefSeq lists its product as uncharacterized. The record is from RefSeq and is a predicted model, not a curated record. The transcript has 8 exons. Bases 387 to 2375 code for a protein of 662 amino acids. Lineage: Eukaryota; Metazoa; Mollusca; Bivalvia; Ostreida; Ostreidae.
CAGAACCCCUUGGACGCCCAAGUUGCGUUGCGCCUCAAGCUAUUUCGGUAAUUUUGUCAUGUAUUCACAUAAAUUUUUAAUGUGCAAUAGCUUAAAUGGCUAAAAAGUAAUUUUCUUGGGAUUAAGACGGCACAUGAACAUGUAUCUCUCGUUUGCAAAUUUAAUCAAUUUAAAUGUUUGACAAUAAACCGAAAGACCUUGUUAAUUGUAAGAACUUGUGUCCUACCCAUUUGUAUAUGUUUUAUAUAUAUUUACAAUAAAUGUGUUCAAAUCAAAUCAACGAUAAUUCGUCAAAUUAUGUCAGAUAGUUUUUCAAUAUACAUUUUUACACAUAGCUUUAAUUAACAGGAAAAUAUCCAUUUAUAAUUUCUUUCAGGUCCAGGCUGAUGCAUUUUCAAAAGAAAAUACAGACACGCUUGAAAAACGCAAAAAGACAGGGCAAAUGGUUCCCUGAUCACUUUCAACACGAGACAGUAUGUAUGACUCGUAACGAUCCAGAGAAACCCAAGAACGUAGAGAACUAUUUUUCUUACCCUUCAAGACGUGUGCAAAAACCAGUACCUGAAGAAAACACAGAAGCAGAUUCAAGGCCAUCAAUAACUUAUUUAUUCUGGCAUGCAAAACACUUUGAGCAUUUUCAUUACCUUUACAAACUAGCCAGAGAUUGCGAGAAUCGCGUUGAAAAGCUGAAACAAAGCAAGGAUCUGGCAAACCGAAUGCCUGAAGAUGUUGUCAUCAAAAUAGGAAUAGUUGGAAAUUUUACAAAAGACAGUGUGAAACUUAUAUCGAAAAGAUCAGGACAAAGUCGUGUGUCAGAAGACCAACACAUAUGGAAAGCUCAUCCACUUGUUUGCUUUCUAAGCGGUACACCGCAACAAUCAUCUUUAUCAAAGAAAAAUGUAAAAAAUGUUCUGCGUCAUGAGAAAGCAUGUCACAGGAUCCUCAUCCAAUCUGACUAUUGUUGUGAUAAAACGGACGAAGCAGAUGAUUUUAUUAUCAGCGUAAGCCAAGACAAAGAUCAAAUCGAAGAAAUCAUCACCUCUUGCAUAGAGGAACCGCUUCAACACAUGCUACAAAAAUGGUCGGAGGAUCUUAAGCUUGAUCAUUUAAGGGGAAGUGCAUCAGAUGUCAUUGCAGAAAUAGAGGCUAUUCGUAAAAAGUUGGUUUCUAAUAAUAGUAUAAACACAGAAGUUGAUCCCAGUUUACCUAAUAGUAGUACGAAAACAGUUUUGCCUGGCAAUGUGAAGGAUUACUUGUUUGGAAGAUCUGAUGUCAACUCAUUUGGUUUAUGGAGUAAUUCGUCAUUCAAAGUAUUUGUCAAAAGGGCGACUAAUGUGAAAGAGCUAAAGGAUGAGUUGAUAAUGCUAAAUAAAGAUUUCUUUCAAAAAUAUCAGCUAGAUAUAGAAAUGAAAAAUUGGGCAGAGAUGCAAACCAUGAUAAAAGGCGAUAAUGUCCAAUCCAAAGAUAAAGCGACAGGAAUAAAUAUAAAAAGUGGUUCAGAAAUACCAACCAUGAUGCAAGGUAAUUCGAUUCAUUCCAAAGAUGGUGUUGCAGGAACCCUCGGAGGGUUUAUUACUAAAACUAACAAUGAUCAAAAGGUGUAUGCAUUGACUUGCAACCAUUUAUUUCCGGUAAAAAAUAUACCUGCUUUCACUCGUGAUUUCGGCGAAAUCGGUUCCUGUAUUUUCACUUCCAGGGACAAAGGGUGUGAUUUUGCUGCUAUUGAGAUAAAUGACAGUUCUUUAAGGUUCUGCGACGUGGCCUUCAGAAGAGAGGAUAAAAAGAAGAUCAAUGCAAAUGUUUAUUCUAACAACCUACAAACUGGAAACAUUGUACAUAAAAUAGGAACAACAACAGAUGUGACCAAUGGAAUAAUUGUCAGUCCCGAAUUUUAUUUAAAAGUAACAGACGAAUCCACUCGGGAAAAUGUUUUCCUCGUGAAAGGUACAGCCGGAAAGUUUUCCGAUGAAGGCGAUAGUGGAUCGCUAGUGUUUUGCAGACCAAAUAGUAUACAGCAAACCUAUGUUGAUGUCGUCGGUAUGGUAUAUGCCAGUGACCUUACAUUGCGCGGUGAUGACGACAAAGACGAUGCUGAAGAUCAUACCAAAACGAAGUCAAAAUUAUCUGAAGGGUCUAAGGAAGAGGGUGCUAAUAACAUUGAAAUAUAUACGAGAAAUAAACCAAGAUCGGGCGAAAGCGGUAAGCCAGACAAAGACAAUGAUACAGCAUGUAGUAUUUACCAAGAUACAUGCACGAAGGAUAUUUCAUUUUGUUAUCGGAUACACACAGCUAUUGACCUUUUUAAAGAGAAUCAAGGUGGUAAUUUUGAAGUAAAAUUUAAAGAUGAUGUGUCUUCGUCAGAAUCCGAGGAUUGAA